AUAUUGAGAAUAUGUCCAAAUUAGAUGAUAUUUUUGACAAAAAGAAAGAUGAAGCGCCAAUGCUUGAUUUAUCAAAAACCGUUAUUAAUACAGCCGAAGAAUAUAGAGCUGUUUUAGAUAAAGUUCCAGAUUUCAAAACUAGACCAGAAAAGGUCAAAGCUGAUGAUAUAAAAAUAAAAGACAAAUCCGAAGAUCACAAAACAAAAACACCUAAAAAGGAGAUACGCGCUUAUGAAAGGUUUGGUACGCGCGGGUAUGAAGAAAAGCAGUUUACAUUUAUGGACCCUAUACCUGUGGAAAUGAGAGGGCUCAAAUUUGAUGAACUCUGUGCUGUACCUAUAGAAUGGAAAAUGCUCACCUCAAUUAGACCUAAAUUGAAAUCGGACGAAGAAUAUUUUAAUAGAUUAAUAGAACUUGGUAAAGCUGAAUUAAAAACCAAAGCAAGAGACAAAAGAGAAAUGACCAAAAACACUAUGAUUAGAAAAACAAAGAAUCGCUCCGGCGUUACAGAAACUAGAAUCCUAACUUGUCUGGAAUGUGGAGAAGAAUUUUGCAAUGGUAAAAUGUGCGCCAUCACAAACUACGAUAUGUUCGCUCGCCUAAAAAUUGAGGUAGAAACAAAGUCAAGAUCUCAGGCAGCGCCUGCACAAUCCGGCGGCAAAUUACGUCGCCUGAAACGGCGCGUGCGAAGAAAACCGCGCAGUAAAAGCGCUGCACCUGUGACACGAAAGCCUAACGUGAAAUCGGGUGCCAAGAGCGAUUCUGAACUGUAAAAGAUCGCCGAUAAAUAGCCCUCAUCGUAUUCUUGUCCGUAAUAAUAUACAACACAUGCUUGGAAAUGGAAAUAAUUACGGAAUUGAUACCCACAAAUACAGAAAUAAAUAUAUUUAUGAAAUUAAAAUAUAUUUAAGUACGUCAUUUCGUCUGAUAGUCUCGUACAAUCUAGGCGCCGAGAAAUAAGAAUGACUCUAGGAUUAAUCAGGGGUCGCAUCAAAGUGAACAGCGUGGAUCACCGAUGACUUUCUUAUUAUAGUUAAUUUUAAAAUAUGCCUUUUUUGUUGUCAGUAACGAAAGCCGCAAGGCGCGAUUAACACUGCUCAGUGACACCUCAAUACAAGGUGGUGAUAUUUUCUGUUUCAUCGUUAAAUAAGAACCAACGGGCGCCAUCAACAUUACUCCGGACCAGAACACCAGCAAAUGGUGCAAUUUUUAUUAAAUAGCAUUUACUUCGUCGUCAAGAGACACAGUUCAAAAACUAGAUCUAAGACCAGCCCUGGAUUUAAGUGUGUGGUUCUAUUACAAAAUUUCACGUAUGUAUAUGAAUUUUUGACUCAACGGAAUAGCUUGAAAGAUUUUAAUAAAUGAGAUGAAGUGCUGUAUGGUAAAAGGUUACAAGACGAAUAUAAGACAAAUAUAAAUAUAGCGGCCGUAAAUUAUGAAAUAUAUACGUUUCGCAUCGACUUGUUAUCUACAAAUAUGUUUCAUUUUAAUUUUGGGAAUUAACGCGAGGCUGUUACAGGUAAAUUAUACCUAAUUACCUACAUACCGGAUUUUUAUUACUGCGGUUAUUUCAACAUGAAUGUCAACAUAUCGCAUUAAGUACCGAAAAUAAAUGUGAGAAAAACGCAUAAUAGAAAUAUUAUCAUAGAUAAUUUAAAUAAUUUAUCUAUGAUAAUUCCUAUUAUAGAGAAUAUAUAAACAUCUACGUUUUGUACAUAAUUUUAAGAAGAUAAAUUCAUUGCUAUUAUUACGCAGACUUGUAUCUGCAUACACAUUCCCUUCUCAAGAGUAUGCAUUUUUCUAUAUGAUUUACAUUUCUUAUACUUUUUGGCAAUAAACCGUUCGUGUUUACGAUAGUCUCACUAGUCCCUUUAAAGAUUGAGAAUGGACUGAUUAAUUAAACGAAAAGAUACUAUCUAAUUAUAAUAAAUGCACUUAUUAAAAUAUAAGUAUUGUGUGCCUUGUAUAACCAAAUAAUACCUAUUACGUAUUUUAUAAUAUGAAAGUUACGAUCUCUUAAUAAUAUCUAGG
Molecule: messenger RNA, 2031 nt
Organism: Galleria mellonella (greater wax moth)
Lineage: Eukaryota; Metazoa; Arthropoda; Insecta; Lepidoptera; Pyralidae
Exons: 4
Coding region: 12-773 (253 amino acids)
Source: RefSeq, a predicted model, not a curated record